AUGGUCACCCUCGCCAGCCAGCCCGUCACCCGCUCGCGCACCUCGCUCUUCCUCUCGUACCGCGACUCGGCCGCCCGCCCCACCCCGUCGACCCCGUUCACCCGCUACACGUACGACGACGACGACUUGGGGGACGAAGAGGCCGGCCUCAUCGGCGGCAACCAGCUCCGCACCCCGGCCAUCCCGCAACGCGCUCCACACGACGACGCUCUCCCUCCUCGCUGGGUCGACGAGGCCGACCAGGUCGACUCGCUCGUGCGCCAGGUCAAGCCAAAGAUCGCCCACCUCGACAAGCUCCACGCCAAGCACCUCUUGCCCGGCUUCAAGGACCGCUCGGCCGAGGAGCGCGAGAUCCAAGCCCUCGCCACCUCCAUCACCUCGGACUUUCGCGCGUGCCAGGCCCACAUCCGCCGCAUCGCCGUCCAGUCGCAGCAGCUCCUCGCGUCGCGUCCUCGAGAUGCCGCACACGCCGAGGUCAAGCGCAUCGACCUCGUCAUGGCCGCCAACGUCCAGACGGCCCUCGCCACAAAGGUGCAGGCCCUCAGCACCGUCUUUCGCAAGAACCAGGCCGAGUACCUCCGUCAGCUGCGCGGCAACGAGUCCAAGGCGGUUGAGCUGCAGAACCGCGCGACGACCGUCUACGACCCACUUGUCGCCCUCGCCGAGGACGAGCAGGCGUCCCGCUCGGCCCUCUCGUCGAGCUCCUCCCCCUCGGCCGGCGCGUCGACGCCCUCGCUCGCCCAGCAGCAGUUCUUCGCUUCGCAUCAGUCGUCCUCGUCGUCGACCGCAGCCGCCGACCAACGCUCGACCGAGAUCGCGUCGAUCGCCCAGUCGAUUGCCGACCUCGCCGACCUGUUCAAGGACCUGAGCUCGCUCGUCAUCGACCAGGGCACGCUCCUCGACCGCGUCGACUGGAACGUCGAGGUCAUGAGCACCGAGGUGAGGGGCGCGGCGCAGGAGCUGAGAGAGGCGACGAGGUACCAGCGCCGCUCGGGCAAGUGCCAGCUCAUCUUCCUCCUCGUCCUCCUCGUCAUCGCCGCCUUUGUCGUCCUCCUCUUCCGCCCUCCUCGCGUCCUGCGCUCGACCUCGACCUCGGGCGGCGGUGCGCUGGCGGCGGGCGGCGGCGACGGCCGCGCGACGACGGAGCAGGUUGCGCAGGCGAUCAGCGACGAGCUCGGCGCGCGACGGCGUGCGCUCGAGGCGCUCGAGGGCCUGGGCGGGCGCGCAGAGGGCGCCGCGGCGAGCGAGUACGGGUGGAGCCGGAGAGUCGAGCGGGCGGCGGCGCGAGAGCAGGUGCCGCCGAGGACGAGCGAGGGGAGCGUGCGCUCGAUAGCGACGAGCGGCGACGAGGUGACCCGGGAGGCGGUGAGCGCGUGGAGGAGCCGGCGGCGAAGAGCGGGGCAGCAGGGUGCUCGGGUCGACGUCGAGCGGCGGGAGCGAGGGCGACGAGGGCCGGCGGGAGGUUGAGCUCCUCGCGUGCAACGACGAGCGGUUCAUCUCUCUGCG
Rhodotorula graminis WP1 is the source of this 1506-nucleotide messenger RNA. RefSeq lists its product as uncharacterized. Gene Ontology annotation, molecular function: SNARE binding; SNAP receptor activity. Gene Ontology annotation, cellular component: endomembrane system; membrane; SNARE complex. The record is from RefSeq and is a predicted model, not a curated record. Bases 1 to 1467 code for a protein of 488 amino acids. The transcript is spliced from 6 exons. Gene Ontology annotation, biological process: vesicle fusion; intracellular protein transport; vesicle-mediated transport. NCBI's taxonomy places the organism in Eukaryota, Fungi, Basidiomycota, Microbotryomycetes, Sporidiobolales, Sporidiobolaceae.